This is a messenger RNA of Oppiella nova, 765 nucleotides long. The record is from the annotation of a GenBank genome assembly. NCBI's taxonomy places the organism in Eukaryota, Metazoa, Arthropoda, Arachnida, Sarcoptiformes, Oppiidae.
GUUUCGGAGUUGUUUCACAAAAUGCGUGAAUCGCGUAAAGAAAUACUACACAAACAGACGGGACAGGGACUGCAAAAGACCCGAAGUGGACAGGGAUUGGAGACAAUUCUUACAUAUUCUAAUCAGUAUGAGGUCAUGUAUGUCGGCAGUAUCAGGAUGUCCCAGAAGAGAGCGCACCCGCAGGUGAUAGACGAAGCGAUCUCCCGAUUCAAGCAAUUAGAUCGCGAGCGACAGAGUCUGACGGAUGUGCGCGACUCUACCGGCGCUAACGCCGACCCACAGACGUGUCUUAACCGCCAGAAUUUGUCGACAACACCAACAGAAUCGCAGAAUAUUCCGGACUCAACGCAAACAACACACGAAAUCAACACAACCACUACUACUAUCACUAAUACCGGUGCUAAUCAGACCGUUGAACAUACCGUCUCUCAGCCCACAACCAGACGUUUUCUGGUUAAAGUGAUUGAAGAGGGCAGCGAAUGUCGGUCCCCCUCCAGCACAGGGGUAUCUCCAGUCCCACCACCGGACUCACCGACACCACAGUUACCCUUAACUCAGGCGCCGGCAUCUAAUAGUCUACUAUUGCCGACAACACUCAUACCGAACACUCAAAGCCUGGACGCUGAGACCCGGGUAUCCCUAUUACGGGAAUUACGGGACUAUCAGAAAAGCGCCAGUUGUUCACCACCGACUAUGGACUGUCCGGACAGUGUGUUCAGCCCUUGUAAGGCAUCCCCGGAGCGCAAGAGGUCUGUCAGCGGCGAU